Molecule: messenger RNA, 870 nt
Organism: Magallana angulata
Lineage: Eukaryota; Metazoa; Mollusca; Bivalvia; Ostreida; Ostreidae
Product: calmodulin-like
Exons: 4
Coding region: 191-682 (163 amino acids)
Molecular function (GO): calcium ion binding
Source: RefSeq, a predicted model, not a curated record
UUAGCUGUGUCCAGUCUUCCAAAGCGCAAUUAUGUUACACCUAGCUCCUUGUCCAGGUGUGAAAACGUAAUAGAAAAUACAUUUAACAAUCAGUCAUUGUCUGAGGUGAACAAAUCCGAGGCAUUAGUCCCGGGAUUUACCGGGUACAACACAGCCCGUGGAAGUCUUGAUUGUCGGGAUCGCGCGUGAGAUGAUGAGCCGGAGAGCCCGGAAAGAGCUGGUGGUUCCAGAGGGCCUCUCCGAGCCCGACCUAAAAGAAAUCUUAUCUGCCUUUGACGCCCUGGAUGUUAACAAAGAUGGUAGUAUAUCGAAGAAGGAAAUGAAGGAUGCAGCCAGGAUGACAGGAAUGAAUCCUACAGACAAGGAGGUCGAGGAAUGGUGGAAGGCGGCGGACGCUAACGGAGACGGGAACGUGAGUUUGCAGGAGUACGUCAAUAUAAUGGCAGACAAUUACGUCACCAUUGAUCUGGAACAGGAGAGGAUGGAGACAGCGUUUAAGGUGAUCGAUAAGAAUGGGGACGGUCAGAUCUCACUGCAGGAGUUCCGGGCCGUGAUGACCUUCAACAACAUGUUCUCCAAGGACGAGGUGGACAAGUUGUUUAAGGAGGUUGACACGAAGGGCAAGGGCUACAUUGACUACAAUGAUUUCAUCAAAAACCGAAUGUACGAAGUCCUAUUUUGACCAGCUGGUUAUUUUUAUACGUCAUCGCAGAGUCUUCAUUCAUCACUGAGUGCCAUUUUCUGACAUUAGAAAAAAAUGAGAAAUUUCCCGUUUCAUCAUUGGUGCUAUGGCUGUUUUAGAAACCCGCGAACAUGUUGUUUUUAAAUACAAUAUAUGUAUAUCAAUAAAAUAUAUGGGAAAAGUUCAAA